This is a messenger RNA of Didymodactylos carnosus, 495 nucleotides long. Lineage: Eukaryota; Metazoa; Rotifera; Eurotatoria; Philodinida; Philodinidae. The record is from the annotation of a GenBank genome assembly.
AUGCUGAAUAUCCUGAACAUCCCAAACAUCCUAGAUAUUACAAACAUCCUAAAUAUCCUAAACAUUUCUGACGGUCCAAACAUUGUAAAAUAUCCUCAACAUCCUAAACAUCUUAAAUAUGCUCAACAUUUUAGACAGUCCAAAUAUUCGAAAUAUCCUGAAUAUCCUAAAAGUCCUGAAUAUCCUCAACAUCCUAAACAUCCUAGAUAUCAUAGACAUCCUACAUAUUCCGAACGUUUUAGACGGUCCAAAUAUUCUAAAGAUUCUCAACAUCCUAAACAUCCAGAAUAUCCUCAACAUCGUGAACAUCCUAAAAAUCCUAAAUACCGCGAACAUUUUAGACGGGCCAAAUCUUCUAAAUAUCCUAAACAUCCUAAACAUCCGGAACAUAUUAAACAUUUUGGACGCUCCAAAUAUUCUAAAUAUCAUGAAUAUCGCAAAUAUCCUGACUAUCAUAAAUAUCCUCCACAUCCUAAACAUCCUGAAUAUCCUUAA